This is a messenger RNA of Gambusia affinis (western mosquitofish), 1784 nucleotides long. RefSeq names its product adhesion G protein-coupled receptor G3-like. Gene Ontology annotation, molecular function: G protein-coupled receptor activity. The record is from RefSeq and is a predicted model, not a curated record. Bases 90 to 1682 code for a protein of 530 amino acids. Gene Ontology annotation, biological process: adenylate cyclase-activating G protein-coupled receptor signaling pathway; cell surface receptor signaling pathway. NCBI's taxonomy places the organism in Eukaryota, Metazoa, Chordata, Actinopteri, Cyprinodontiformes, Poeciliidae. The transcript has 12 exons. Gene Ontology annotation, cellular component: membrane.
GAGAUCAAACCAGACGUGAAGCAACCCUCAACCACCAGAACAACUCGGCGCCUCAGUCAGUGAUCAGUAUCUGUUUAAGAAAGUCCAACAUGAAGUGGAUUACUCUUUAUCUCCUAACACUCUGCUUCCCUACAACCAGAGCUUACUGUAAACCUGAGAAAGUUACUGAUGAGUGUAUAAAAGAAAGUCCUGUAAUGUGGACCAGGUGCUAUGACGUUAAAAUUAUGGCGUGCAAACCACGGGGUCAAGCCAAAGUGACUGUGAAUCAGUCACAGGGCAGUGAAUCAGUCACAGGGUUUGUUAAUGUCGACAUCAAACCAUCAGUCCAGGCUGAGUUAGGCCCCACAUUCAAUCACGAAGUUCGAAUCCCAUCGUCUGCUCUUCAGAGAAUCAGAAGAACACCGUCGGAGGAAACUGUCCAGGUGGUUGCCUCGGUGAUCAACAGCACAUUAUUUCAGAGAAAUCCUUGGUGCAAAAGAAGAAACAAAAUUCCCCAGCCGACUGUCAGAGAAGAGGGAACUGUUUUAGGAGGGCUGGUCCUGUUUGUGAAAACUGGAAACCAGUCAGUCAGCAAUCUUACUGAGCCUAUCCAGUUAAUCUUCAAACACAAUGAGAAGGAGAACAGUGGAACAUGUGUGUUUUGGCAGGAGGAUGAAACAGAGUGGAGAACUGAAGGCUGUUAUACCACUAAGACUGAAGAUGAAUUUAUCUGCAGCUGUGAUCAUCUGAGCUUUUUUGCUGUGCUUGUGAAUCCAGAAGUGAAGGUGGAUGAAGAUCAUGCUAAGGCUCUCAGCUACAUCACCUACGUUGGAUCGGUGCUCUCUGCCUUCUUUGCUUUCAUCAGCCUGUUCAUCUAUGUUGGUCUGCAUCGACGGCGUUCGGAGAAGGCCCUCAGCAUCCACAUGCAGCUAACGGGGGCGUUGUUGUGCCUCCACCUCGGCUUCCUGACUGGCAGUUUCUGGACUUUUCUGCUAGAUGAGAACAAGUACAGCUGGGUUUGUGGAGGUCUGGGCCUCUUCCUGCACUGGUCUCUGCUGGCCACCGUCACCUGGGUGGCUGUGGAAGGAUUCCACCUUUACCUUCUCCUCAUCCGGGUCUUUAACGUCUACGUCAGAAGAUACCUGCUCAAACUCUGCCUGGUGGGAUGGGGUUUUCCUACUCUUGUUGUGGCAAUUUGUGGGCCUUUGGGUGUCUAUGGCAGAUACACUCUGAAAACGAGGGAUUCCAACAACCAAACAUCAGAAAUAUGCUGGAUGAACAGUGACAUCCCACAGACAAAGUUGGUCACAUACAUCACCGUGGCUUUUCUUUUCCUGGUGGUGCUGUAUAAUACCUGCAUGCUGUUGCUGGUGGUGUUUAAAAUGUGGGAGUUACGACGUGGCAGACGAGACCAUGAGUCCAGCAACUGGAAGAAGAUGAGCAAGGAGAACAAGUCCAGGUUAUGGAAGGACGGCGCCACAGUUCUCGGCCUCAGCUGUGUACUGGGGUUACCAUGGGGACUAGCCAGCCUCACCUAUGUUAACUUACCUGGAAUCUACUUGUUCACCAUCUUUAACUCUCUGCAAGGUCUAUUGAUCUUCCUGUGGUCAGUGGCUUUAUCAUGCAAGUCUCGAUCAGAAAACAACUCUUCAGUCCGAGAUCCUUCCACCCAGAAAAUGAUGACAACCAGCUUCAAUAACUGAAUCACUGAUUUUUGCUUAUAUUAGGUGCUGACUGACUAGUGCAGGGGUGGGCACUCCUGGUCCUGGAGGGCCAGUGUCCUGCAACUUUUAGAUGUAGCUCUA